AUGCCUUCUUACCAAUUCCGUCGCGACGAUGCACCCUCGUUCGACUCCAAAAUGUUCUACACCUUGCGCAACCCCAACGCGCCCACAGGCUCUCUCAGCUCAGGCAUUUACACCGACACAAACGGCGCCAUCAACAUGACGCUUGACGGCUCGCUCUCUUCGGAAAACUGGCAGUUGUUCUUCCAAUCCGGGCGCUACUUUAUCCGCAACUACGACUACGGCGCGAAAUGGCAACUCGGCAUCACGGAGGAAUCUCGCAGUAUUCCCAAGCUGUAUGAAAGGAGUGGGAGUGUGAGUCAGCAAUGGAGACUGCUCAAGGCCGGGGAUGGCUGGCAUUUGGUCAAUGAGUUGUGGGGGGAGGGGACGGUAUUUGCGCUGCCGAGGGGGUGGUUGGUUCCUGCGAUGCGGAGUGAGAUGGAUGGCGCGACGUGGAAUAUUACCAGCAAUCCAAGCGCGGCGAAAAGUCAACCGCUCAAAGACGACAUGCUCAGUGUGGUGGAGAACUUCGAAUCGCCCUCCCCUUCUCCGUCACCAUCGCCAUCACCAUCUUCGGCCUCAGCUGGACCAGUAUCCACUCCAAGCGCAACGCCUCUUGCAACGUCCAUGUCCACCCCUUCGUCCUCCACAUCCGCCAUCUCUUCCUCGCCGGCAUUAUCCAGUGGCGCAAUCGCCGGCGUCGCCAUCGCAGUCAUCGUAUUCUUCGCCUCCAUCAUCUUCGCGCUAUGGUUCCUUCUCAUCCGGAGAAAGGAUAAUUCGAGGAAUCAUGGUACGCCGUAUGAAUUCGAUGCCACGCCUGUUGCUAGCGAGAAGUAUGCGUAUGUUAAGGCGACAGAAAUGCCAGCGAGACCUGUGCGGUCGGAAUUGGCGGAGAGAGAUCCGGUGUACGAGUUGCCUGCGAGGUAGAGGGGAAGAUGGAUGGAAUGUUGAUUGUGGAGUAUCGUCCAAUGGACCAACAAUUGGGAAUCAUGUGGGCUUCAUGGGUCUUGGAACGACACUUCGACAGCGAUGAACGAGUAUUUGACAUGGGCGGGCGGAAAUCUAUGCAAUCCUCCUGGAUGGAAAGAUUGAAAAGCCUCAUGUUGCUCAAUUGGAGCUCUGCUUGUCCGGCAGAUGUGUC
Messenger RNA from Parastagonospora nodorum SN15, 1117 nucleotides. RefSeq lists its product as hypothetical. The coding region runs from base 1 to 903 and encodes 300 amino acids. The record is from RefSeq and is a predicted model, not a curated record. NCBI's taxonomy places the organism in Eukaryota, Fungi, Ascomycota, Dothideomycetes, Pleosporales, Phaeosphaeriaceae. The transcript has 2 exons.